This is a messenger RNA of Fusarium keratoplasticum, 933 nucleotides long. RefSeq lists its product as uncharacterized. NCBI's taxonomy places the organism in Eukaryota, Fungi, Ascomycota, Sordariomycetes, Hypocreales, Nectriaceae. The record is from RefSeq and is a predicted model, not a curated record. Bases 1 to 933 code for a protein of 310 amino acids. Gene Ontology annotation, molecular function: RNA binding; translation initiation factor activity; ribosome binding. The transcript is spliced from 4 exons. Gene Ontology annotation, cellular component: eukaryotic translation initiation factor 2 complex; eukaryotic 48S preinitiation complex; multi-eIF complex.
AUGUCGUUAACAAACUGCCGUUUUUACGAGGAGAAGUACCCGGAGAUUGACAGCUUUGUCAUGGUCAAUGUCAAGCAGAUCGCCGAGAUGGGUGCUUAUGUUAAGCUCCUGGAGUACGACAACAUCGAUGGCAUGAUCUUGCUCUCCGAGCUUUCGCGACGACGUAUCCGAAGUAUUCAGAAGCUCAUUCGAGUUGGCCGCAAUGAGGUCGUCGUGGUGCUCCGUGUGGACAAGGAGAAGGGAUAUAUCGAUCUGUCGAAGCGACGAGUUUCCCCCGAGGAUAUCGGCAAGUGCGAGGAGCGAUACAACAAGGGCAAGAUGGUCCACUCCAUCAUGCGACACGUUGCCGAGAAGACCCAGACCCCGAUCGAGACACUCUAUGAGAGCAUAGCCUGGCCUCUGAACAAGAAGUACGGCCACGCCAUCGACGCUUUCAAGCUCUCUAUCACCAACCCCGAGGUGUGGAACGAUAUCACCUUCCCCAGCGAGGCCGUCACCGAGGAGCUCAAGACCUACAUCACCAAGCGACUCACCCCUCAGCCCACCAAGGUCCGAGCCGAUAUCGAGGUCACCUGCUUCGGCUACGAGGGUAUCGAUGCCGUCAAGACUGCCCUGCGCACCGCUGAGGCCAACAACACCGAGGAGACCCAGGUCAAGGUCAAGCUGGUUUCCCCCCCUCUCUACGUCCUGACCAGCACAUGCUUGGACAAGGCCGUUGGUAUCACACGCCUGGAGGAGGCUAUCGUCGACAUCCGAAAGAGCAUCGAGGCAUCUGGUGGUAACCUGGUGGUCAAGAUGGAGCCCAAGGCUGUCACCGAGAGCGAUGAUGCCGAGCUCCAAGCACUGAUGGAGAAGCGUGAGCGCGAGAAUGCCGAGGUCAGCGGAGACGAGAGCAUGAGCGACAGCGACGAUAACAUCCCUGAGACCAUUUAG